AUGAGAGAGAAGGAGACACAGCAGCAGCAGCAGCUGCUGCUGCUGCAGCAGCAGCUGCAGCAGGAGCAGGAGCAGCAGCUGCAGCAGGAGCAGGAGCAGCAGCUGCAGCAGCAGCUGCAGCAGGAGCAGGAGCAACAGCAGCAGGAGCAGCAGCAGCUGCAGCAGCAAGAUAUUUUGUCUCCUUCUUAUACAAACACCCCCUCAGCUGUCUCCUCUCUUUCUCCUUAUAAACAAAACCCUAACGAUGAUGGAUGCAGCGAGGGGGGCCCCUGCAUGGGGGGCCCCCACAUAUGCAGUACCCUCCCGCCUCCUUUCUGUUGUGGUGUUGGUCUCCGCACCUCUUGCUGCUGCAGCAACUGCAGCAGCAGCAGCAGCAGCAGCAGCAGCAGCAGCAGCAGCAAUAUACUGAAGAAAGUACCUCCAGCCUUGAGAGAUAUGGUGGAGGCGUGGCUGCAGGUGAAGCAGUGGGCGGAGGGCCCCCAGCAGCAGCAGCAGCAGCAGCAGCAGGGGGGCCCCCAGCAGGAGCAGCAGCAGCAGCAGCAGGGGGGCCCCCAGCAGCAGCAGCAGCAGCAGCAGCAGGGGGGCCCCCAGCAGCAGCACGGGAGAGCUGAGAGGUGGUUAUGUAUUAUAGCGAAGCUAGCAGACACAGACACCCUCAAUAGUCUCCUUCUUUCUCUUGGUUUAGAUAAACAGCAGCAGGAGCAGCAGAUGCGGCUGCAGCAGCAGCAGGAGCAGGAGCAGCAGAUGCGGCGGCAGCAGCAGCAGGAGCAGCAGCAGCACCAGCUGCAGCAGCAGCAGUUGCGGCAGACACAGAUGCAGCAUCAGCAACAGUUGCAGCGGGAGCUUUUGCAGCAGCAACAGCUGCAGCAACAGCAGCAGCAGCAGCAGCAGCAGCAGCAGCAGGAACAACAAGAAUAA
Molecule: messenger RNA, 918 nt
Organism: Eimeria mitis
Lineage: Eukaryota; Apicomplexa; Conoidasida; Eucoccidiorida; Eimeriidae
Exons: 3
Coding region: 1-918 (305 amino acids)
Source: RefSeq, a predicted model, not a curated record